This is a messenger RNA of Magallana angulata, 2080 nucleotides long. RefSeq names its product DNA methyltransferase 1-associated protein 1-like. The record is from RefSeq and is a predicted model, not a curated record. Bases 116 to 1546 code for a protein of 476 amino acids. Gene Ontology annotation, cellular component: Swr1 complex; nucleus; NuA4 histone acetyltransferase complex. Gene Ontology annotation, biological process: negative regulation of transcription by RNA polymerase II; chromatin remodeling; DNA repair. The transcript has 14 exons. Lineage: Eukaryota; Metazoa; Mollusca; Bivalvia; Ostreida; Ostreidae. Gene Ontology annotation, molecular function: transcription corepressor activity.
AUUCGACAGGAUCAAUUGAUGUGUCUUGGAUCACUCUGAAACUACUUUUGAACAAGUUGCACCUUAACAUUGAACAAAAAAUACUUGGUGGGAGAAAAAAGCCAAAAUUGUAAAGAUGGCAGCAGGAAUGGAUGUUAGAGAUAUCUUAGAAUUAGAAGGACCAGAGCAACAGUUUAUUACAAAAGAUGCUUUGAUGAAUGACAGAAAGAAAAAGGUUGCAAAGAAAACUGAUAUGUCAUUCAAGCGACCAGAAGGAAUGCAUCGAGAAUUAUGGGGGCUUUUGUGGACAGAUAAUAAAGAUGCACCUCCAAUCAUACCAACAGAUACAAACCAAGGAUAUAAACAAAUGAAAGCUAAAAUCGGUAGUAGCAAAGUCAGACCUUGGAAAUGGAUGCCGUUCACAAAUCCAGCAAGAAAGGAUGGUGCUGUUUUUUAUCACUGGAGAAGAGUAGCAGAUGAAGGAAAAGAUUAUCCGUUUGCACGCUUUAAUAAGGCGGUAGACAUCCCUGUAUACUCUGAUCUGGAGUACCAGCAACACCUCCAUGAUGACAACUGGACAAGGCAGGAGACAGAUUUCCUGUUUGACCAAUGUAAACGUUUUGAUCUACGCUUCAUUAUUGUCCAUGAUCGCUGGGAUAGAGACAAAUUCCCGAACAGAAGUGUAGAGGACAUCAAGGAAAGAUACUACAGUAUAUGCAACACACUGACCAAGGUGAGGGCUCCACAGGGAUCAGAGCCAAAAAUCCGAGCCUUUGAUGCCGAGCAUGAGAGAAAACGAAAACUACAGCUUACCAAACUGUUUGACAGAACUCCUGAACAGGUGGAGGAAGAAGAGCAUUUGAUUGCUGAGCUGAAGAAGAUUGAAUUGAGGAAGAAAGAGCGGGAAAAGAAGACACAGGAUCUACAGAAACUGAUCACGGCAGCUGACAGUAACUUUGACGCUAGGCGGUCUGAGAAGAAACAGACAAAGAAGAAAAUACACACACCUCAUCAAAAGAUCAACCCAACAGUUUCUACACCAGAACCCAGUGGAAUCAAAUUUGCAGAUUUCAAGACCUCAGGAGUAUCAUUAAGAAGUCAGAGGAUGAAAUUACCAGCAUCAAUAGGCCAGAAAAAAUUAAAAGCAAUAGAACAAGUUCUUGAGGAACUUGGCAUAGAAUAUAGCCCAAUUCCCACAGAAGAUACAGUUACACAUUUCAAUGAAUUACGACAAGAUAUUGUCUUGCUUUAUGAACUGAAAAUAGCAUUGGCAACAUGUGAUUAUGAACUGGAGUCUCUGAAACACAGAUUUGAAACAUUAGCACCAGGAAAGCCCUUACCAGUGGAAACGUGUAUCAAAUCUGAGCCAGAAUCCUCUGUGUUGAGUGCAGAGACGACGGGAUCGAUGGUCAAUCCCAGCCUCUCCCCCGACUCCCCCUCCAAACAAAAGAAGCUUGCUGAAGCCAUAGAUGUUCUCAACGCCAACCCACCUGGAACUCCAAACAGAAAAAGGAAAGCAGCAUUAGAACUUCCAAAUAUGCUGAAGAAGAUCAAACAGAAAAUGUGAUCUUGAGUUCCUUGAAAAUUCUUUUUUUAAGAUGUGUUAGUAUUCAGAGACCUAAAAGCUUCGAGAGUAAUGUUUUCCAUUGGUAACACAUACCAGAACUGGGUAUUGUAGUGCCGAUGGACAGCUAUUGGUGCGGGAAGACUUUAUUUCAUAAUGAAUGCUUCUAUUAGGAUCAGCUAAUGCAUAAAAAUGUAUUGGAAUUGAAGAACAAAACUGAAUUGAUGUCCAGCUAUCGGAUUUGUUUAGGUUUUCAAGCUGUGCUAGACAGAGGACUAUUUACAGUGAUGUGACAUUACUACAUUUUGCUUUAGUAUGGAAUAUGAAAAAAGUGGGGUUUUUUGGCGACAUUAGUGCUAUCAAACAUCUGGCAAGUUUUCCAAUAAAAACAGAAGACUCAACAAACACUGUCAUAUGUUUCUUCCAAGUUUAAUCGAUAGCAUUUGUUUGUACAUAUAAAUAGUCAAUUGUUUAGUAUCACAGUCUGUUUAUAAAUAUAUAUUAGCAGUGCAUGAAAUAAAUAAUAUAACAAUGCAA